This is a messenger RNA of Syngnathoides biaculeatus (alligator pipefish), 2914 nucleotides long. It is a transcript of the gene dpagt1, whose product is annotated as dolichyl-phosphate (UDP-N-acetylglucosamine) N-acetylglucosaminephosphotransferase 1 (GlcNAc-1-P transferase). The record is from RefSeq and is a predicted model, not a curated record. Gene Ontology annotation, molecular function: UDP-N-acetylglucosamine-dolichyl-phosphate N-acetylglucosaminephosphotransferase activity. The transcript is spliced from 9 exons. Gene Ontology annotation, biological process: dolichol-linked oligosaccharide biosynthetic process; protein N-linked glycosylation. Bases 809 to 2029 code for a protein of 406 amino acids. Gene Ontology annotation, cellular component: membrane. Lineage: Eukaryota; Metazoa; Chordata; Actinopteri; Syngnathiformes; Syngnathidae.
GCAAACUUUCAAAUGUGAACAAAUACAUUUUGAAACGGACAGAUUUACCAGGUCAUUUGUAGAUGAAAAUGUGUAUGUAAAAGGGCUUUAUUAAAUCACAAAAACAACUGAUUAUUAUGGCCCAUACUUUGCCCUCCCAUGACCUAUUUUUUUCAGGGACGUUUUAUGUUGGACCACUGGUUUGUUAUAAAUCAAGAUUUCGGGGAAAUCAACUGAAUAUAGGACUAUUCUGCGUUUACAGAAAUAACUUUAGUCCUUUUUACUAAUUCCAUUCCCAAUUUAGGAGUAUGUUUAUCACUGUGGUUUGUUGUGUCACCAUUUUUAUUGGAAAUUCUAACAAAACAUUUGAAACCCCGUUCAGUAUGAUACAUGGCGAUAUAUUUUGUCUUUUAAAGCCUUACUUUACAAUUCGUGCAAUUUUGUACAGCGCGUACUAUCUGGACUAAUUUGAGUGGGUAAACGGUGUUUUUUUAUUUUGAAAAAAAAAAACAUCCGGAAGUAUAUUGUCCGUCUGCUAUUAGGAACCGGUCAGUGUAAAUAAUUAGUCGUAGAUUUUUAUCAAACCUGGGCUCAGGUGUUAGCAUAAAAACACCCGAAGGGAGCGAGUAUGAUUUACUGUUUUGAUAUAUGGACCUAUUCCUUUUUUUGUACCUGCUAAACGCUGUAGUGUACUGUCCUGAAAUGGAAGCAUGACGUAUCUUUACUCGGGUGAAGUCAGCCGUAGUUAGUUCAUUGCGCGACGUCACAUUAAGUUUGCAGUCCAGUGACCCUUAAAGACUCGGGAAGAAGCACCAAAACCGCCUAGAAAAUGUCGCCGUCACCAUUCCUACCGCUGGCCACCAAUUGCUUCAUGUCAGCGCUCGGCUGCUUGGCCACGAUGAAGCUGAUUCCGGCUUUCAGAGAACAUUUCAUCUCGGCCAGAUUGUACGGGAUGGACCUCAACAAAGUAACAAAAUAUCAAGUUCCGGAGUCGCAAGGUGUCAUCAGUGGGACAGUCUUCCUCAUCAUCCUCUUUUGCUUCAUCCCAGUGCCUUUCCUCAGUUGCCUUGUGGGCGAUCAGUGCAACGGCUUCCCACAUGAUGAGUUUGUGCAGUUGAUCGGUGCACUGCUCGCCAUCUGCUGCAUGAUCUUCCUUGGAUUUGCUGAUGACGUGCUGAACCUGCGCUGGAGGCACAAGCUCCUGCUUCCCACCAUGGCCUCGCUGCCACUCCUCAUGGUCUAUUUCACCAACUUUGGCAACACGGUCAUUUUGGUGCCCAAACCAUUCAGAGCACUGUUGGGGCUGCAUCUGGAUCUAGGUAUUCUUUAUUACGUCUACAUGGGUAUGCUGGCAGUAUUCUGCACGAAUGCCAUCAACAUCCUGGCCGGUAUAAACGGCAUUGAGUCAGGCCAAGCUCUGUUUAUCUCGGGCUCCAUCAUCAUCUUCAACUUGUUGGAGCUCAGCGGGGACUACCAUGAUGACCAUGUUUUCUCUCUCUAUUUCAUGAUGCCAUUCUUCUUCACCACGUUAGCACUUUUUUACCACAACUGGUACCCCUCGUCCGUAUUUGUAGGAGACACUUUCUGCUACUUUGCAGGGAUGACGUUUGCUGUUGUUGGCAUCCUGGGACACUUCAGCAAAACAAUGCUAUUGUUUUUUAUUCCUCAAGUGAUUAACUUUAUCUAUUCAUUGCCUCAGCUUUUCCACAUCAUCCCAUGUCCUAGACAUAGACUUCCCAGGUUGAAUCCAGACACGGGCAAACUAGGGAUGAGUUACUCAAAAUUUAAGAAAAAGGACCUUUCCAAACUAGGACAUCUCAUUCUGCAGGUUGCAGAGUUCCUAAAACUUCUUGAGGUGCGCAGAGGCCAAAAAGAUGAGGAUGAAUUUAUUGAGUGUAAUAACAUGACCAUAAUAAAUCUGGUUUUGAAAUUCCUUGGCCCAACCCACGAGAGAAACCUCACUGCCAUCAUGCUCCUGAUACAGGUGAUGGGAAGCACAUUGGCUUUUGCAAUCCGUUACCAUUUGGUGCGCCUCUUCUAUGACGUUUAGACAACUCACAAGAACACAAGGAGGAGGAUGGCAGGGAAACUCUAUUUCUGAAACAAUUUUAAAGGCUCUUUGUUUGUGUGCCUUUUCAAAUAUUCUAUUACCUCAGUUACAUUUGUUUCUCAGUCUUACAGAACAACAAAGACCCAGUGUCUGUGUGAUUACUUUUGGCAAGAAUAUGUUCACAUCAUGCUCAAGUGUCAUGAUAUAAAUCAUUCUACAGUUUGUAACUCUAAUUUCAAUUCCCAUGUGAAAUGUUUAACACCAUCUUACUGGUGUAAUUGUUCUUUCCACCAAAAAAUGUCUAUUUUUAUACUCUGUUUGUAAGGAAUGCUGUGUUUUACUCUUUGAACCAACCUACAUGAUAUUCAUAGAAAAAAAUUCAAUGUGAAAUUAUAUAGAAAGCAGCAAGUACACUUCAGUUGUACCUGUUACUUUCAGUCACCAUAUGGGGAUGUAAUGUAAAUAGAAGGGGCUUUAAUUUGAUUGUUUCUUUUACCUGUACAUUGGGGAAAUCCACGUCCCAGCACCAAACUGAAGAGCAGACUGAACACAUGAUUAUCAAAACAAAACAACUCGCUAAGCACAAAAUACAAAAGUUACUUACAAAUCAUGGUCUCUGGUGGGUAGCUAUAUUUAACUUGCAUAGUGAGCAGAAGAAUAUGCAACUAGGAAAUAAUGUCAUUAAACAUUAACAUAACAUUAUAAGUUACUGAAAAGGGUAAAGGUAUUCUCUGAUCUCUUAUUGUUUUUUUUCUUCUUCACCAAGCACUAAAUAUUUUGUCAGAAGGCACUGGACUACUAUGUUCUGGAAUGUAACUUGAAAUGGAAUACUGGUGGUUGUAAAUAUGGAUCGCUCAAACUGUAAAAUAAAGGCUCAGACAUCAG